Molecule: messenger RNA, 1930 nt
Organism: Synchiropus splendidus (mandarinfish)
Lineage: Eukaryota; Metazoa; Chordata; Actinopteri; Syngnathiformes; Callionymidae
Product: tubulin alpha-1A chain-like
Exons: 3
Coding region: 94-1512 (472 amino acids)
Biological process (GO): mitotic cell cycle; microtubule cytoskeleton organization
Cellular component (GO): cytoplasm; microtubule
Molecular function (GO): structural constituent of cytoskeleton; GTP binding
Source: RefSeq, a predicted model, not a curated record
CACCUGCCAGGAGUCAAACAAACCACCGUUGUGAUCAGAAAAAGAAGAAAGAGAAAAGUAGAGUAGAGGAGGAAAAAACAGACACAGGUCAACAUGGUGAGGCCCCGGCAGCUCUCCGUCGCUCCCCUGCGCCGACCUUCACCCGCGUCCUUGUCUCCGCAGCGUGAGUGUAUCUCCAUCCACAUUGGCCAGGCAGGGUCUCAGAUAGGAAACGCCUGCUGGGAGCUCUUCUGCCUGGAACACGGGAUUCAGCCCGACGGCUUGAUGCCCAGCGACAAGACCAUCGCCGGGGAGGACUCCUUCAACACCUUCUUCAGCGAGACCGGCGCCGGCAAGCACGUGCCCAGAGCCAUCUUCCUGGACCUGGAGCCCACCGUCAUCGACGAAGUUCGCACCGGAACGUACCGGCAGCUCUUCCAUCCCGAGCAGCUGAUCACGGGGAAGGAGGACGCCUCCAACAACUACGCCAGAGGCCACUACACCAUCGGCAAGGAGGUCAUCGACCUUGUGCUGAACAGGACUCGCAAGCUGGCGGACCAGUGCACCGGGCUCCAGGGCUUCCUCAUCUUCCACUCGUUCGGUGGCGGCACUGGCUCCGGCUUCACCUCGCUGCUGAUGGAGCGCCUCUCUGUGGAGUAUGGUAAGAAGAGCAAGCUGGAGUUUGCCGUGUACCCGGCCCCCCAGGUGUCCACCGCCGUGGUGGAGCCCUACAACUCCAUCCUGACCACCCACACCACCCUGGAGCACUCGGAAUGCGCCUUCAUGGCCGACAACGAAGCCAUCUACGACAUCUGCCGGAGAAAUCUGGACAUCGAGCGGCCGACGUACAGCAACCUCAACCGGCUGAUCGGUCAAAUCGUCUCGUCCAUCACCGCCUCGCUGCGCUUUGACGGCGCUCUCAACGUGGACUUGACAGAAUUCCAGACCAACUUGGUUCCCUACCCUCGAAUCCACUUCCCUCUGGCCACGUACGCGCCGGUGAUCUCGGCAGAGAAGGCCUAUCACGAGCAACUGUCAGUCGCCGACAUCACCAACGCCUGCUUCGAGCCGGCCAACCAGAUGGUGAAAUGUGACCCUCGUCACGGUAAGUACAUGGCGUGCUGCAUGCUGUACCGCGGCGACGUGGUGCCCAAGGACGUCAACUCUGCCAUCGCAAACAUCAAAACCAAACGCACCAUCCAGUUUGUGGACUGGUGUCCCACGGGCUUCAAGGUGGGGGUCAACUACCAGCCCCCGACCGUGGUUCCGGGAGGCGACCUGGCCAAGGUGCAGCGGGCCGUCUGCAUGCUGAGCAACACCACCGCCAUCGCCGAGGCCUGGGCCCGACUGGACCACAAGUUCGACCUCAUGUACGCCAAGAGGGCCUUCGUCCACUGGUACGUGGGGGAGGGGAUGGAAGAGGGAGAGUUCACCGAGGCGCGCGAGGACAUGGCCGCUCUGGAGAAGGACUACGAGGAGGUGGGAACCGACAGCGUUGGGGACGAGGGCGAAGACGAGGGAGAGGAAUACUGACGAGGACCCACCGGGGGGUCUGAACGCGACUCGUGUUCCGGGGACUCUCGACGCGAGACACAGGCGUGCGGGGACAGAGGAGCGUAACCUGAGCACCAAAGCCCUGCGACAGAAAAGCAUGCGCUCAAACCAACCACCCGAUCCACGACUUCUCGUGUGACGAGUCAAUUCACGACCAGAAGAAUGAGCAACAGGACUCCAGGGUAGCCACAGUGUCACGGGCUCUGAAGACAGACUCCUCACCGUCGCUCCAUGGGGGUCGGAGGAAGCCAGUGCCACAAACAAGGCUGCCGUCCAGUCAGACACAAGUGGUACGUUGCCUCUGGAUGAGAAACGAGUGCCUGCCUCUGGACGGAUGAUGCUGACAGUCGCCAAGGUUUCUGUCGUCGGACUGUGGCGAGCUGCCAGAGGUCACUUU